This is a messenger RNA of Melitaea cinxia (Glanville fritillary), 3992 nucleotides long. RefSeq names its product testis-expressed protein 2. Lineage: Eukaryota; Metazoa; Arthropoda; Insecta; Lepidoptera; Nymphalidae. Gene Ontology annotation, cellular component: endoplasmic reticulum. The transcript is spliced from 21 exons. Gene Ontology annotation, molecular function: lipid binding. The coding region runs from base 156 to 3599 and encodes 1147 amino acids. The record is from RefSeq and is a predicted model, not a curated record.
UUCAAUACGAACUGUUUCCUUAAACACAGUUGUGUGAAACAUAGGCAAAAGUUAAUAUAAUAAAGUAUAUUAUUUGAUAUUGUGAUUUUUACAAUACGAAAAAAACUGAAAAAGUGAACGUAAAAGUGAUGUAGAACAAAAGUUUGGAUAUAAAUAUGGAGGUUUCAGGUGCAGGGAAAUCCCCAAACACAUCACUGUCAUUUAGAUACAAUGCAAAUAAUGAAGAGUUGGAAGAGCUGUUCCAAGCCUGUGAGGAUGAUCCCCCGACACCUCAACCUGAUCCACCAGUCAAGACUGAGAGUGCAAGUCCAAAGAAAACGGAAAGGUCAUCCUCCAUAAUAGACAAAUACUUCAAAUCUAUGCGAACAGAAAAACUAACAGAAAAAGUUGAAGAUGUUAAACAGGAACUUAAAUCUGAAGAGAACCGUAGUCCUGUAACACCCAAAGAGGUUACCUCUUCACCUAUGAAGGAGUAUUUGAAUCGUCUUGGUAAGAGAAGUGCCUCAGAAGUCAUCCCAGAAGGCAAGGAAGCUAAUGAGACAUGGAAGAUAUUUCAUGACUUUAAAUUUAAAAUUGCUCAAGCUGUUGAAGACAUGAAGACACGCUCUGUAGAAGAAACAAAAGAAAAAGUUUUACCAAGAGAAAAUUCUACGUCUGAUUCUGAAGAAUCUUCAGUCAUGAAAGAUUGUGAUCAACAAAGUAUGGGUGAUACUGAUAACCAGGUGUCAUCGCUAGAUAGUAGUAUGCAGAAUUUAUCAGACAUGACUCAGCCCCUAACAGCCAAACCCACAGAUAAUGAAUUGUGUAAAGAACUAAACGCUACUAAAAAUCAUUCAGAUUCCAGUGAGGAUACACAUAAGAAUUUAAAUCGCAGCGAAUCUGAUUUAACAAAAGAAUUACAAGACAGCUUGGAAGUGGAAUCCGGUGUAGAGGCUCUCGAAGACACGAUAGACGCUUUCGGUGAUUUGAAUCAAAUCGAAACCGAUGUUAAGAAUCAAAAACGAGACGAUUCAAGUCUUGGACAACCAAUUGCCACAUCCUCGCCGACCAACUUCGGUCUUCCACCCAGCAAGAAUAAUUUACUAAAAAACGAAGCUUCAAUGAAACCAAAAACAUACUUUUUGAAGUUCUCAAUGUACCUUCUAACUAUUUUCCUGUUACUCAACUAUAUAUUAUUUCCAAAUUGCAAUGUUUGGAAUGGUUUUUUACUUGGCAUAUGGUGUUUUUAUUUCGCGAGUAACUUGAAGGAAUGGGUACUGGAUAACUAUUUCAGCGAUGAGCCUCGAAAAGGUUUCUUUCAGUUGAACCGCAGCAAUUCUAUUCCACUUACUUACACGAUACCGUCUGUUAAGGAACAUAGGCCGCUUAAGAAAUACGAGGGAUGGAUGAACCAUUACAGGUAUCCAGAUUAUGAUCCUUACACCUACCAUAUAAAUAAGACAACGACGGCCUUCAUGAAGCUAGAGGGCUGCAAUUUGCGGAUAUCAUACACAAGAACGAAGGUCGCCAAACGAGCGCUAUGGGACGAGAAGAUCGAGAAGGUCACAUUCUACCAACAUCGGCUGUACAACCUCACCGGUGCUAAAGUUAUACUGCUCCCUGAGGGUCUUGUUAAGAGGCGGCAAUGGAGCAAAAAAUACCCGAUUUGCAUAAUAUUGAACGAAAAGGAGAAGAUUCAAGUUUUAGAAAAAGAAAACACAUCAACUGAGAGGAAGAUGUCGGAGUCAAUGGAUAAAAAGGGCAAGGAGGUACCGCAAGAGACUGAAAGCAUUGAAACUAAUACUAGCCCUGAGAAGAAGAAGAAAUUCAUAUGGAGAAGAAAAGAGAAGAGCCUUUCACACAACGAUGAGAAAGAACCAGGAAAGGAAGGCCUGCGACAGAGAUUUGCUAGGAAAAUGCAUAGAGAUAAGAAAACAGACAACACAUCGACCAACACGGAGCCAGAGAAUCAAGGUCAAGUGGACAAGAAUACGCAACAAGAAGAACUAGUCGAAAACGAAGUGGAAUUGACCACAAAGUCUGUCACCAGCACUAAAGAUGAUGACGAAGAUUUGGACGAAAGCGAACUGUCUCGCAUUAAGGAAUUCCUGGAAGAAACUGAAAUCGAGACGGGGAUGGAGGGCGCGGCGGAGGGCGAGUGGAGCGUGCACGUGAAGCAGUCCAAGGACAAGCACUCGCACUUGUAUCUGUUCGCGCGCACCGGCAGGGACAAGCACGAGUGGUACCGACGAAUCAUGAUAGCUAUCUCAGAAGCAAACGCAUCAGCGGACAACUCCGGCUCUGAUGAAAAGUCAACAAGUGACAAUGCACAAGAAACGAAAGACGGCGUUGAACUCGCUGUAUAUAAACUUUCUGAAAAAGAUACUGUAGCAUUCGCUAAGAGUAAAACAAACGACUCGGUGACAGAGGGCGUGACGAUCUCAUCUAUCUCUCACCCUCCACCAACUAGCUUCAGCCUCAGCUCCUAUGAGAAAACUUUCUGGCCGUACAUGCAGAAGAUCAUACAGACGCACGAAGUUCCGACGAAACAAAAAAUGGACGUAGGCGUUAUGUGCCAGUUAGAGCCAUCUCCUCAUGAGCGCAAGCACAAGAAGAAAAAGAAAGGCGAUAUGCAAAAUUCGUCCCCGGACUGUGAGUGUCGAGCCUUGCCCGCAGAGCUGACGUGGAUGAACACUUUACUGGCGAGACUGAUGUUCGACGUGACCCGCGACCCGCACACCGCCGCGCGCCUGCAGAACAGGAUCCAGAGGAAACUCAACACGCUCAAGCUGCCGUCGUUCAUGUCCCCGCUGGUGGUGACGGAGCUGCGGCUGGCGGGCGCGUGCCCGCUGCUGUGCGGCGUGGGCGCGCCCGGCGUGGACGCGCGCGGGCUGUGGCUGCACGCGCACCUGCGGUACGACGGCGGCGCCACCAUCACCAUCCUCACGCAGAUCAACCUCAUGAAACUCAAGGAGAAGAAUGUCACAUUAGAGGAACAGAUACUUGGUACCAGUGAAAACGUGGUCGAAAGUGAAGUCAACAUAGGAUCAAUGCCGAGUUGUGUUUCCCCAGAAUUAAAAAGGAGAAAACCAGCCAUCUACGACUCGGACGUGGAGGACUCGGCGGAGUCGAGCAGCGACGACGAGAGCCCGCCCGUGCAGCCCGUCGACAGCGCGGAGAGCGUCGCUCUGGCCGACACCGUAUCGUCAACGAAUGAAGGUGGCUCUUCGAAGAAAAAAUUUCUACGAAUGGUUGACAAGAUAGCAACUAACAAAUACUUCCAACAGGUAACUGACUAUAAAUACGUCAAACGUGCAAUGGAAGGCUUAUCAAACACAGACAUUAAACUACAGUUGGAUGUCCAUGGCUUAGAAGGGAUAUUAGCUAUCAACCUGCCCCCACCGCCACACGAUAGGCUUUGGAUUGGAUUCUCUACCAACCCGCAGUUAGUUCUAAAGGCGCGCCCAGCAGUGGGCGCGCGAACACUCCGCUUCGCCCACAUCUCCAACUGGAUCGAACAGAAGCUAACAAAGGAGUUCGAGAAAGUUCUAGUACUGCCCAACAUGGAGGACAUCAUCAUAGACGUGCUCACGCCCACGCCCGUCGAGUUCGAGAGAUAGGUUUGUAUGGAGAAGGAAUAUUCUAGAACAAUCGAGGGUUUAGCGCGUUGAUUAAUGAAAACAUGCCAUCUUGAAACAAUGAUAACCGCCAACUAUAUCAAUCCGUUUCAUCGAAAAAUUCGAAAAAAUUCUAGUUCUUUCUAAAGUGGCAGACGUAUAAUAUUCUUACUUACACCUAUCGUCGAGUUGGUAAAUGAAAAAGAAUUUCUAAAAUAUUCUAUACUAUUUGGUUACUUGAAAAAAAGUCGCUGUAUGAAAAAACUAAUAAAAAAGUGGCCAAAAAACCUAACUUUAAUGAAGUAAAUUCUAAUUUUUGUUCAGUUGAAACCGUUUUUGACAUACUAUUAAUUUUUUUUACUUUUGCCAAUUCGUUUUGUCAAUUAGUUUUGUGAA